This is a messenger RNA of Syngnathoides biaculeatus (alligator pipefish), 2503 nucleotides long. RefSeq names its product RRN3 homolog, RNA polymerase I transcription factor (gene rrn3). Lineage: Eukaryota; Metazoa; Chordata; Actinopteri; Syngnathiformes; Syngnathidae. Bases 265 to 1989 code for a protein of 574 amino acids. Gene Ontology annotation, molecular function: RNA polymerase I core binding; RNA polymerase I general transcription initiation factor activity. Gene Ontology annotation, biological process: transcription initiation at RNA polymerase I promoter. The transcript is spliced from 17 exons. The record is from RefSeq and is a predicted model, not a curated record. Gene Ontology annotation, cellular component: nucleus.
CGCUAAAAAUAUCCGAAAAAUAAGAUCCGGUGACUAAAAGUAACAAACGAAUGUUGCUGUUUACGUUCUUAAAAUAUUUAAACUUCGAAACAUUUAUUACAUUUCCUUUUGACUGUGAAUGUAAUUAUUGAAUAGCCGACAGAGUUUUGUUUUCAAUUUCACGAUGUGACCAUGUGACGAUUUUCUCUAUUUACCUUAAAGCUGGACAUUGGAGAAGCUAACCUAGCAAAAACAAACGCUGAUUUUCCUCAUUAUCCCGGAAACAUGGAUGUAGAAGGUCGGGAUUUUCUGAACACUCCUCCUUUAAAGACUGUCAGGUUUGGUGGUAGCGUUGUGCAGACUUUGGCCAAAUAUAAACAGGGAGACUUGACUGACUAUGAACUGCUGAACUAUCAGCUGGCUGACCCUGACAUAAAGGAUGCACAGAUUAUUACAUGGCUACAAGAAUUUCGGAACUGUGUUGCCCAGCUAACCAAAGAGCACGAGCAACUCAUCUACACUAUCUUGAGGCUACCCUGGGUGGGUCGGAGCCAGGCAGUAGCGGAGGCGUACAUGGGCUUCCUCACUAACUUGGUGUCAGCACAGACAGUCUUCCUGUGUGCAUGCCUCAAAAUGAUCGUCUCCCACUUUUCGCCCAAACGAGUAACCAUCUGUGAAGAAGGAGUCGAUUUCUCGGAUUCAGAUGAUGAAGAUGAAAAUCUCCCCAGAAAUUUCAACCAGUGCCAUGAUGCCUUGCAGCUCAUCACCAGAUAUGUCCCAUCCACAAGUCACUUUCUGGUGCCCAUUUUGCAAGAUAGCUUUCCAUUUGUUCAAAAGUCUUCCAGAACCCUGGAGUGUUAUGUUCACAACCUUCUGAGAGUCACCGUUUACAUACCAACAAUUCGACGAGAUGUACUGGAGAUCAUCAUUGGACAGAUGCUUAAACUGGAUGUGAAUGCGUCCCGUGCAGACAUUGAAGAGGCUGAAGAGAAUGUGCUACGUAGCCAGCGGGCAGGCAGCUCAACUGAAGAUGCACUUUUUGAUAUGGAUGAGGACCUGCCGACAGGUCAGCCCUGCAGUUUGGAGGUCAUGGCCCACCCAGUGGCAGAGAGGCUUGAUUCGCUCAUGACUGUGUUGUUGGCGUACAUCAAGGAUGUCUGCUACGUUGACGGUACUCUUCAUACAGACAAAACAAAGGAACUGUACAGGGACCUGUUGAGUGUGUUUGACAAGCUCAUCUUGCCCACACAUGCUUUGUGUCACAUCCAGUACAUGAUCUUUUACCUCUGCAGCUUCAGGCUGGCCCUAGCUGAAGCUUUCCUCGAGCACUUGUGGAAAAUUCUUCAGAAUCCAUCUCAACCAGCCGUCGUCCGGCAGGCUGCUGCUGGGUACAUUGGAAGCUUUCUUGCCAGAGCCAAGUUCAUCCCUGUGGUCACAGUCCGGGCGUGUCUGGACCUGCUCAUCUCGUGCAUCCACCGCUAUAUUGACAGCCAAGACAGCAAAGGCAGGCAGUCCUGCUGUGACAUUAGCCUCCAUGGACCGUUCUACACCGCCUGCCAGGCUGUCUUUUACACGCUGAUCUUCAGACAUGGAGCCAUUCUGGCAGCCAACAUGAAGACAGGUUUAGAGUACCUCCAAAGCUUAAAUCUGGAGAGGGUGGUCAUGUGUCAGAUGAACCCACUAAAAGUGUGUCUCCCAGCAGUCACAAAUAUGUUUGCAGCCAUCACCAGGAAAUAUCAGGUAGUGUUCUGCUACACCAUCAUAGAGAGGAACAACCGCCACAUGCUGCCUGUGGUGCGCAGCUGUGCAGGAGGUGACAGUGUCAACACCAACACCAACCCCUUGGACAGCUUCUUUCCAUAUGACCCCUACCUACUGAAAAGACUGGAGCAAUUAUUUUAUGUGCAGAUCUGGUCAACUCAUCAAGCCCCUCUAUCAAGUGUGGGAGGAGCCAGAAGACUCAGAACUUCUUACUCCAAAAACAGCCCAUCAGGGCUUGAAAGAGGAUGACGAUGACUUCCUGAGUGGGGAGAUGACCCAAGGUGACGGAAUCAUUGGAAUGACACCCAGCUCCUUGGAUUCAAACCCAAAUAUUGGCUCACCCCCUGUCUCCUUCCAGAGACAUUGCUAGUGCCAUGUUAUGGAUUGUGACACUUGCCUGGACCACCCUUAGUCCACUGACUUUGCAAUGAUGCACACUGAGUUCAUAAUGUCAUGAAAACUCCCUUUGCUGCAACUUCACCCGAAACAUGAAAAUGGUGUGGCGUGGGAGUUAAAUAAUCACAGUCACCGGACUGUGGUUUUUGCUCUUCAGAUUUCUUUCAUGAUAACGGGACAAUCAAAAAAAAUUCUGAAUUGAAAGUGUUAAAAUUAGAGCCAAAUCUAUAUUAUUGUUAGUGUUUGACGUUUUCAUUGAACUCUCCAGGUGGUUUUAGCAGUUCAAUGGAUCAUGUUCAAGGUAUGUUAAGUCUCUUGUGAGCCUUUUCAUUGUUGGUUGAGAUAUAAAGAUUCACAUUGUCUUCAA